Messenger RNA from Phyllopteryx taeniolatus (common seadragon), 6092 nucleotides. RefSeq names its product PH and SEC7 domain-containing protein 1-like. The transcript has 16 exons. Gene Ontology annotation, biological process: regulation of ARF protein signal transduction. Gene Ontology annotation, molecular function: guanyl-nucleotide exchange factor activity; phospholipid binding; protein binding. Bases 228 to 4370 code for a protein of 1380 amino acids. The record is from RefSeq and is a predicted model, not a curated record. NCBI's taxonomy places the organism in Eukaryota, Metazoa, Chordata, Actinopteri, Syngnathiformes, Syngnathidae.
GCGCUCGGCGAUGGGCGGGGCUGCGGUACGGCGCGCGUCCCCUCUCCCGCCAGGACGGACGUACGAGCUGCGGCGUCGUGAUCCUCGUCAACAUGGCUGCCGAGCGAGCUUCCGUCCUGCUGUGUCGUCAAGGUGGGGCUUAGUCGAAGGUACCCCCCCCACACACAUACACACACACACUAACCCUAUCUCAAUAACUCACCCCAAAGACAAAGGGGGACGGGGCCAUGUCCCAAUCCAGCAACGUCCUCCGUCUGUAUGUGGAAGUCAGGUCCGCUUCUGAUCCUAGCGGAGGCGGGGAAACUUUUGGAAGACGUGAACGCAGUCCUCCUCUGACCCGCUCGGGACUUAAGGACAACGCUCGGGACCUCCUGUCCCAGCUCAGCAGCCAGACCCCCACCAGGUGUCAGACACGUGGUCCUAACCUACUCCACCAGUCUCCUUCAGACUCUGGAAGGUCUCAGCUCCAUCAAGCUAUUAGCGCUCCCUGGGCAUCCGAGCGCUGGAGUCAACCAUGUGACAUGAAGACUUCCAGCAAGGCCUGCUCCAACAGGAAAGACGUCAUUGAUGGGAAGCGGUCUGUGGUCUCCUUCAGUUACGUGCAGAAGUCCAACGUGAAGACUUUAAACAGUCCAGGGAGCAAUCAGGAAAGAUCUAACCGGGUCCACAAAAGGAUCUCUGACCCUCUUUGGUUUGGGAAUCCCAGUUCCUCAUGCAGCUCGAGUCCCAAAGUGACAUUCCGACCUUCAGGUUCUCUGGACCCCAUCAGCAGGGCUGCAACUCGGAGGGCUUUGGAAGACUUUGGUUCACCGUUAUUGAGGCUCAAAGUGGCGCACGCGCUGGAGCGCUCGGCGUGGUCCCAGACCCACCGUCCGGCCCGCUGUCAGUCCUGGUCUGGCUCCCCUGUCCUGCAUCACAACAUGAACCUGAAAGACCGUGGGAUGUGGGGCUGGCCUCAGACUCCAGUGUCAGACCGACAGGCCUCACAGUCCCCGAGCCCCCUUUUCCGCGGCCAAAGACCUGCUGACUUUGGAGAUGACAUCAUGGAAGGCUUAAACCAGUUGAGUGACGUCUCUAAACGUUCACCCCGCUGCUGGGCUCAUCCCGAAGAAUCCGGACCCACGACUCCACAACAAAGCCUGAAGAUGAACAUCCCAGUACACGUGGCAGCCGCAGACCAGGCUCCUCCCAUAGGGGGACCCCUCCACCAGUCCGGCCACCUCCUGAGCUCGGCACCGCCGGCUCGGUCGCCCUCCCAUCCUACCCGUGUCCACCUCCCCUCUCGCCCUCCUACCGAGCUCAGCUCCCCCAUCAGGGACCCUGGCCUGUCCCUGGCCAAGCGCCGGCCACCUGCCAGCCCCACCCUGCAUCGAUGCCAGGCGCCCCAGUACACCGGCGGGAACUGGAGGGGCUCAAGGUGCAGAGAAAGGGGAGAGCACUCGGAGAUGACCGGCCAAGUCUUCAUCGCUCAGAGUUUCGAGGGGGCACCCGAUAAGGGGCGGAGUAGCAGUCAGUUCCCGGUCCCAGUCUGCGGGACCUGGCACGGGGUGGGUCUGUUCCCAGUCCCGGACAGCGACCAGACUUGCGGUGAGCCCGGCCGGCUUGGAUCUCUCAACCCGACCGUGCAACAGAAGCGAGCGGAGCAGAGAAGGAGAGAGCACCUCCUUCUGGGCCCCGUGGUCCCGGACUCUCCGGACGAUGACCGGGACCGCCCUUUGGAGGCCAUGGGAGGAUCCUCACGGAGCUCCAGCGGGGUAACGGGCAGUUUGGGAGACGGGGAGUGCGUGUCACCAGAGUCCCUUCAGUCCGGUCACCAGGGCAACGAGAGCGGAGCCUCCACUGGAAGAAUACAGACGGACAGCGCGGCACCCGUCCUAUCGCUGCACUGUCAGAAGAUCGCUCGAGCCAAGUGGGAGUUUCUCUUCGGACCCGAAGAGGGCGCCGGCGGCGGGCCCGCAAGUAACCGAGGACUCAUUUGUUGGCUUGACUUUGUGGAAGCUUCCACAGCGCCGCCAAGUGGAAACUCCAGCGAAUCGCCCACCCCCACGCCUCCGUCCUCCCUGCCACCGCUCUCCGCCAGUCAGCACGUCCGACACGUUGAGGUGGAAUUGGUGACCCCGCCCCCUCCCGUCGGGUGGUCCCUCGAAACAGGCGUCAUCCGCCGGACCCUGAAAUACUCGGAGACGGACCUGGACGCCGUCCCGCUGCGCUGCUACCGAGAGACGGACAUCGACGAGCUGCUGAUGGACGGGCGGGACGACGACGAAGACUCAGCGUUUGCGAGCAACAGAAGCGUCCACGGCGGGAGUCCUCAGGGGUCAGGGCUGGGGCCUUACGGGUUUGGAUUAGGGGCUGAUAGCGGAACGGGGGAGGAAGAGGGGAGUCGAGGACGAGACCAGGAAGAGAAGGAGCACGAGGUGGUGAGCUGGGCCAGUGUGAGGAUGCAAGGAGACGACAGGAAGCGACAGGACGCAGCACGGGAACAGGAACAACGCUGCCCGCGCAUGAAGAGGGCGUCGGAGUGUUUCUUCGACACCCACCGCCCGGCUCUUAAAUCGCCCAUCCGGGUGUCGGGUCCCCGUGGCGCCGCCGAGGACGCCUUCAGCCGCCAUUUUGAGAGCAUCAUGGAGUCGGCGUGUGCCAAGGGGACAUCCUAUGACAGUCUGUAUGGCCGGGCCACUGCGGGGCGCCCGGCCAUGGCGCCGCUGGCCCGCCAGGAGAGGCCCACCCUGUCUGACUCCGACGCCACGCGGGCGCCGUCCAGCGAGAGGCUGAGCAGCGGCUCGGAGGACACGCCCCCCGGGAGGCGGGGCUACUCUCAGCCGGGCAACAGCCGGGGCAGCCGGGCGCCGUCCGUGCUGAGGGAGACGGCGGUCCAGCGGGGGGUGUCGGACCGAGAGGGGGACGCGAGCGAUGACGCGACGCGCCAGCUCAGCGGCAACAACGACUCCAGCCGCCCGGUGGCCGACGAGUACCUGACGCUCUUGGACUUCUCGCACCUCCGCCUCGACCGAGCUCUCAGGUGUGCGCGUGUGCCGGGUUGCGUGACGUGCUCAACCGCGCCCUCUGGUGGUCAGCCGGUGCGCGUGUGUGUUUUCAGGGUGUUCCUGCAGCAGGUGGCGGUCUUGGGGGAGAGUCACAAUCGAGAGAGGCUCCUCGCCCACUUUUCUCGACGUUAUUGGCUGUGCAACCCCAGACUUUUUGCUUCGUCGGAUGCCGUCCACACGCUGACGUGUGCGCUCGUGCUGCUCAACGCCGACCUGCACGGCCCAAAUACUGGCGCGAAGAUGUCACGCCCGCAAUUUGUCGACAACUUGGAAGGGCUCGACGAUGGACGACACUUCCGCAAACAUCUGCUCAAAGCACUCUACAACUCCAUCAAGACUCAGAAGCUACAGUGGACCCUCGACGAGGAGGAACUGAGGAAGUCCUUUUCGGAACUCGGGGACAGCCUGUGCGACUCGUCCAGCUCGGCUAAGGGGGCGGGCGGCGGCGCGGGCGACGACGGCGAUGACGGGACAGUGGUGGAGGACGAGACGGCGCCUUGCGGGAUGCCGCUUUACAAGAACGGCUUCCUGGUCCGCAAAGUGCACGCCGACUCGGACGGGAAGAGAACGCCGAGAGGAAAGCGAGGCUGGAAGACCUUCUAUGCCAUCUUGAAAGGGCUCAUCCUCUACCUGCAGAAGGGCGAGUACCGCGCCGACAAGCCGCUGACGGACGAAGACCUGAAGAAUGCCGUGUCCGUCCAUCACUCGCUCGCCAUGAAAGCGUUCGACUACAGCAAACGUGCAAACGUCUUCUACCUGCGCACCGCCGACUGGAGGCUCUUCCUCUUCCAGGCGCCGAACGCCGAUCAGAUGCAUUCGUGGAUUACUCGCAUUAACACGGUGGCGGCCACGUACUCGGCGCCGCCUUUCCCCCCCGCCAUCGGCUCCCAGAAGAAGUUCAGCAGGCCGCUGUUGCCGGGCAACGUCUCCAAACUCUCCGAGGAGGAGCAGGUCCGGUCCCACGAGGCCCGUCUGCGGGCCGUCUCUUCGGAACUGGCCGAGCUGCGUUCGAGUCCUCCGGAACGCAAGAUGAAAGCCAGGCAGCUGGACCAGCACCAGCAGAGGGAGCAGCAUCUGCGCUUUGAGAAAACGCGCUACGAGACGUACGUCGCUCUGCUGCGGGCCAAGAUGGAGGCCGGCGGCGGCGGCGGCGGCGGCGGAGAGGACCGCCCGCGGGCUCCCGAGGACGACGAGGGCGACCCGCGCGGGGCGCGGUCCGACCCGGCGACGCAGGACGCCGGCCGGGCCGGCGUUCGCCGAGCGGGCGGCGAACCUCGGCAGGACGUCCAGAGGCACAGCUACAGGCAAGCCGUGAAGAAGUGAGGGCGGCGGCGGCACGCCCGUUUCUUUGCUUUGGAGCCGCCGCCCUAACCUGUGCCCGCCUCCUCCUGAGGCCCUCGUGCCCGCCGCCCGCGUGGAUCGUGGGAUGGGCGGGGAUAACGGCGUCCAAAUUGGCACCCGCCGAGAACAGGAAGGUGCCUGACGAGUGGCGCGUCGGACGCCGCUUUUACUGGCCUUCACUCGCUUCCUUUCCUUUCCUCUCCUCUUUUCUUUGCUUUGCUCUCUUUUCCUUUCCUGUGUAUUCUUUCGUUUCCUUCUGCCUUUCGACUUUUCUUCAUUCUUAUGUCGUCACUUCCUGUGCGGAGACGAGCGAACGCUUCUGUCUUCGUCUUAUUUUGCGCUUCUUGUGUUGUUUUGUUUGUCUUUUUUGUUAUUUUUCAGUUCUUCUCUUCUUCCCAUCGUCUUUUCUUCUUCAAUUCUCUCGUUUUUCUUCUUCUUUCUCCGCAACCAGCAGGGGGCGCUGUGCUGCGUCACCGUCACAUUUCCGGCCACCGGACGCAUCUGGAACGCUCUAUCGACUUUUCUCUCGCGGCGCAUUCGCCUGAAGGAUGCUUGACCUUGAACGCGGAGGCGUCCGCUUGUUUUCAAAAGUGUCGAUCAUCCUCUCGACCGGAUGUUCAUUGGUUGGCGGCGGCGCAGCUCGCAGAGCCCCGCCCCCUCGCACGCUCAACGGGUUUGACAUUUGAACUUUCUUCACUUUCAAUUAAGCGCAAUUAUUUUAGUGCACGUGUGUGUUUUGUGCGCGUGUGAUACCAUGUGUUUGUGUGUGCGUGAGUGUGCGCAUGCGUGUCCUGUUUUUGUGUACGCGUGUUUCAAACCACGCCCCCGUGUUGGGGACUGGCUGCAAAGACCGGUUACCAUGGUAACCACAGCGUCAGCAUCCAACAGGCGAUGCGAGCGGGCGUGUGCGUGAAGUCGGCGUGACCGCGGCGAUCGCCGUGGCAACGUUUGAACGCGAUCGUUGUAAAUAAAAGCAUGUUUGCUGGACUCAAUUUGGACUUUGGGCACAAAGCGUUUGUGAACAUUUUCAUCAGCUUGAACACCAACUUUUCUUUGUUCGGCAUUGUGACCACAAAAAGCAUCAAAGUUGUGCUGCUAAAUGUGUUCAAACGUGUCAAAUGACAUGUCAUGUAAAUAAUGUUACAGCGGACCCGCUGCCGGCGCGGGUGAGGGACGGAGAAAAUUGACGCCCAUUAGAAUUGUAUUAGUUUCUUUAAAACCCGCAAAUGAUUGCUCAAGAAGGGCUACGGUGCAAAUAUUCCCCCCCAAAAAGAGAAAAGGUGGCGCGGGUGCCGGACGGCGGGUAUGCGGGGACCCGCUGUAGCUAAGACGCAAGCAUGCCGACUUGUGCGUCACGUGUCAAUUGAAGAAUUGUGUUGCAAUGACAUCGCAACAGGUGACUAACAUGUUUAUUAAUAACCAUAUUCCCAUUCUUAACCCCCACAUAUUUGCAGUUUGGCGUUCCCAAAUGCGGAUUUUGGGGGAACGUUAUUGGUCCCCCGCCGGUCAACUGGCUGCGUUGCGUGUGUUUGUCGGCGCUCGCCGUGACGUCGCCACGCGUUUUCCCUCCCGAAGAAGACAACGUGCUUGUUACCGGAGCCGCUUUCUUGGACUUGAUUUGCCCGUUUAGACACACACAUCUGCGCCGCCUUGUUUUUGCUGCUAUAUGUUUUAGUUGAAUAAAAACUUGUUGGUUUUCUUCAA